AUGCCAUUAGUCGACGUACCUGCAGCUAAUAUCGAUCCCGACGGUGUUUUCAAGUAUAUAUUAAUAAAGGUGACAGAAAAAGUUUCGAAGAAGGAGAAACUGAUUGUACGUGGUUAUGCUCGUUGCGCUUAUCACGGUGAUGUGCUAGAUGAAACAGAAAAGGAACUUGGAUCAGAUUAUGAACUGCUGUGUUUGGGUGGAGGUAGGAUAAAGCAUGAGUCAAAAAAUCACACCAUAUUGGUCUAUGGCUAUUCACAGGGUUAUGGUCCAGCAGAUCACCAGAAAAGCGUCGAUAUCUUGAAAGAGAAAUAUCCAAAUUACAAAAUCACCUUUUCUAACGAAGGAUAUUAA
This is a messenger RNA of Cercopithifilaria johnstoni, 351 nucleotides long. NCBI's taxonomy places the organism in Eukaryota, Metazoa, Nematoda, Chromadorea, Rhabditida, Onchocercidae. The record is from the annotation of a GenBank genome assembly.